AUGAUGGCAAAAAAAUAUAGCUUUAUCUUGGUACAGAAAAAUUACGCGCACAAAUUUGCCUCCCCAGAUUGUCCCAAUUUGAUCAGUAUUAAAAAAGUGAUAUACGAAAAAUUGAAACCAAUAUGUUUUCACAUUAAACAAGAUUAUACCAUGGGGCAUCAUGUCCAUGACAUGCAUUUUUACGGGAUUUUAUGCUCUCCUUUGUUUGAAAAUAAAAGCUACAAAGAUAUGAACAUGAUGGUGGAGAAGCUAAUGAGCGAAAUUAACUUAGCGGGGAGAGUAAAAUUACACUGCCAACCUCCCUCAAGAUUUAAUAAGAUGAGAAAACACGUACGAUGGAGGUGGAACUUGGAGAAGUAA
Molecule: messenger RNA, 360 nt
Organism: Plasmodium inui San Antonio 1
Lineage: Eukaryota; Apicomplexa; Aconoidasida; Haemosporida; Plasmodiidae
Exons: 1
Coding region: 1-360 (119 amino acids)
Source: RefSeq, a predicted model, not a curated record